This is a messenger RNA of Malania oleifera, 519 nucleotides long. RefSeq names its product protein TERMINAL FLOWER 1-like. NCBI's taxonomy places the organism in Eukaryota, Viridiplantae, Streptophyta, Magnoliopsida, Santalales, Ximeniaceae. The transcript is spliced from 4 exons. The record is from RefSeq and is a predicted model, not a curated record. The coding region runs from base 1 to 519 and encodes 172 amino acids.
AUGGCAAGAGCGUUAGAGCCUCUGGUAGUUGGGAGGGUGAUAGGAGAUGUGAUUAAUGUGUAUACUCCAACAGUUGAAAUGUGUGUGAGCUACCACAGCAAGCAAGUGUUCAACGGCCACGAGCUCUAUCCUUCCUCCCUUGUCAACAAGCCCAGAGUUGAGGUUCUUGGCGGUGAUAUGAGAUCUUUCUUUACACUGGUGAUGACAGACCCUGAUGUUCCCGGUCCAAGUGAUCCCUACUUAAGGGAGCAUCUUCACUGGUUGGUGACGAACAUUCCAGGCACCACAGAUGCCACAUUUGGGAAGGAGAUAGUGAACUAUGAGAACCCGCGGCCAAGCAUAGGGAUCCACAGGUUUGCGUUCAUUCUUUUCAAACAGAAAAGCAGGCAGACAAUCACCCCUCCCUCCUCCCGAGAUCACUUCUCCACUCGAUCUUUCGCCACCGAAAACGACCUCGGCCUUCCCGUCGCAGCCGUCUUCUUCAACGCUCAGCGAGAAACCGCUGCAAGAAGGCGCUAG